AUGGACGCUAUGGAGCCCGACUUGCGUACUCAGUCCUAUAGCCCCGAUGAUAUUCAGGAUGGAAUACGUUCGGAGCAUUCUUCUGAGAAGCAACCCAUGACUCCCGGUGUGCCCAAGGCUGAGAUAACUCUCGCUCCAAUCGAUCACGGGCUCUCUGCAUGGGCAACUGUGGUUUAA
Messenger RNA from Phanerochaete carnosa HHB-10118-sp, 177 nucleotides. RefSeq lists its product as uncharacterized. Bases 1 to 177 code for a protein of 58 amino acids. Lineage: Eukaryota; Fungi; Basidiomycota; Agaricomycetes; Polyporales; Phanerochaetaceae. The record is from RefSeq and is a predicted model, not a curated record. The transcript is spliced from 2 exons.